Messenger RNA from Serendipita indica DSM 11827, 804 nucleotides. NCBI's taxonomy places the organism in Eukaryota, Fungi, Basidiomycota, Agaricomycetes, Sebacinales, Serendipitaceae. The record is from the annotation of a GenBank genome assembly.
AUGAGACCAACGCUUUUCGAUGUAGAAUAUGCCUUCAAGGCUAUCUCAGGCUCUGGACAUACUGCCAUUGCCGUUCGUGGCCGCGAUACUGCAGUCUGCAUCACCCAGAAGAAGGUCCCAGACAAGCUCAUCGACGCCAACACGGUUACACACAUGUUUGGUCUCACACCUACUAUCGGAUGUGUUAUUACUGGGUUGAUGGCAGACGCGAAGGCGCAAGUGACGCGCACUCAAUCAGAAGCUGCGGAAUUUAGAUACAAAUACGGCUACGAGAUUACUCCAGAUGCGCUCGCGCAGCGAAUGGCAAACAUCAAUCAGGUGUAUACCCAACGAGCCGCCAUGAGACCAUUGGGCAUUGGUCAGUUCUGUUUCUUCCGCAUUCUAGGUCCUGUUACUUAUGGAUUCGGAUCAGCCAUGCUUCUGAUCGGUAAUGAUUCCGAACGCGGGCCCCAAAUCUUCAAGUUAGACCCUGCAGGCUACUAUGUCGGAUUUCAUGCAACUGCAGCAGGUCAAAAACAACAAGAAGCCAUGAAUUACCUAGAGAAAAAGUGGAAGCGAUUAGAAGGCGGGAAUGGCGGAGAAGACGCUGCCGGCGCCGGUCAAGCUCUUACUCGGGACAAGGUGAUAGAGAUGGCCAUCGAGACCCUAUCGUCUGUCCAUUCGACCGACUAUAAGCCCGGAGAAGUCGAGAUUUCCAUCGUCUCCACCUCUGAAGACGAGCCAGAGAAGACAAGGGGCAAAUGGCGAGUGUUCGACGAAGCGGAGGUGGAGAAGCAUCUUCUUGCAUAUGGUGAAAAGGAUUAG